AUGGCCGCCUCGCUCCUCCCCACGAGGCGAUGGGCGCUCGUGAUGCUCUCGUGCGUCGAGGUUCUGACGGCCACCGGCGUCAUGUUCGGGUGGUCCUCGCUGAGCAUCGCGCUUCGCAGGGAGGGCACGUACGCCGAGCUCUGCGACGACGAUCGAUCGGGAUGCGACGCGCAGGCGCUGAGGCUGAACGCCGUGUACACCGCGGGCGCGUUCUGCGUGCCCCUCGGGGGGAUGAUAUGGGGCCCGCUGAUGGACGUCAAGGGCGCCAAGUGGACCAGGGCGGUGGGAAUGUGCGUCUUCUCCGCGGGUUGCCUCCUGUUCGCCUUUGCCGAUUCCAAAACCUUCGACGCGUACGUGCCCGCGGCGUGUCUGGUGUCCAUCGGCGGCAUGGCCAACUUCCUCUCGCACUUCGUCCUCGCCGAGUACUUCGCCGACGAUCACUUCGGGCUGGUGCACUCCCUGAUAAACUGCUCGUUCGACGCCUCCACCGUCACGUUCACGGUGCUCGAGCUCAUCCACAGGGAGGGCGCGUCCACCCAGUCGCUGUUCCUGGCCAUGGCGGCGCUCGGGCUGGUGUACCUCGCGCUCACGAACGAGACGGUGUGGGCCGGACACCUGUCACCGCCUUUAAAGAAGCUUAACACCAGUUCGGCGGUGGGAGGAGAGGGGAACGAAGACGGGUUGGUCGGCGCCCAAUCGCCGCAGUACGGGGCGCGACUGGACGAGAGCGGUAAGCCGUUUCGACGGCAGGUGGAAUCCCGCGCGUUCAUCGCGCUCGCCGUCUGGGGUUUGUUCACGGUCUACCGCACGAUGCUGGUGCUCGGUUCCGUCACGGAGCAGAUGCUAUACAACGCGGACGGGCGGGACGCGUCGCACGCCGAGAGGCUCGUGCGGGUCUUCAACUUUUUGAUCCUCAUCAGCGUCGCCCUCACGCCGUCUUUCGGGCGGUUCAUAGACACCCACGGAAUGGCCGCCGGGCUCGCGCUGGUCAACGCGCUCGGCGUGUUGACCUUCGGGCUCCUGGUGACCCGCCCCGACUGGUCCCUGUACGUCGCCUUCCUGGCCUUUGGCUGCUUCCGCGCGUGGAACUAUUCGCUGAUGACGGCGUACUCCAUGGGGGUCUUCGGGGGCGCGUCCUUCGGCAAGGUUUACGGCAUAGGCGUGGGCACGGUGUCGUGCCUGGCGGCCGCGGCGCAGUACCCAACGAUGGCGAUCGUCCUCGGGGGAUCGAACCCGAACUUCGAGGGGUUGGACUGGGCGAUGCUGGGCGUCGGCGUCGUCAUGUUUGGCUUCCCGGCGUUUGUGCACUCCCGCACAGUCGAGGGUAAAGAGACCGGAGCCGCCGCCGCCGCCGCCGCCAACGCCGCGUGA
This is a messenger RNA of Micromonas commoda, 1371 nucleotides long. RefSeq names its product major facilitator superfamily. Gene Ontology annotation, biological process: transmembrane transport. The coding region runs from base 1 to 1371 and encodes 456 amino acids. The record is from RefSeq and is a predicted model, not a curated record. The transcript has a single exon. Lineage: Eukaryota; Viridiplantae; Chlorophyta; Mamiellophyceae; Mamiellales; Mamiellaceae. Gene Ontology annotation, molecular function: transmembrane transporter activity.